Messenger RNA from Paracoccidioides brasiliensis Pb18, 348 nucleotides. RefSeq lists its product as uncharacterized. The coding region runs from base 1 to 348 and encodes 115 amino acids. The record is from RefSeq and is a predicted model, not a curated record. The transcript has 3 exons.
AUGUCUGCAGCAGCCAUCCCGCUGAGCAUCAGGGGGUUGUAUCAGAGAGCAGCUGGCAACGGACUGCUCGAGAAACCUGCGCAAUUGGAAGCCACUGGAAUAGGCCAAACAAAAAACAAUACUCGGAACUCGGCAGAACUCAUACUCCGCAAACCUCUCAUUGGCUAUUUUCCGUGCAAAGAUUCGGCGCGGAAUAAACUCUUCCGAUUGGAUGCCAUUCCAACACGUGAUCUCGUGCUUGUUUGGGAUCGGCCCAGAGAAGAUGGGAAAAGCAGCAAAGAUACAAAGCAAUUUGAAUGUUGGUGGAGAGGGCAAGGUAUAGGUUCGCAAACACUUGCAAAGCAUUGA